AUGCACGGUCUAUGUCGUCGUCUCGUUAUCAAGAAGCCUGCACGAGAUAGAACGUGGCAAGAAGAAAGCUCACCAGUGAAUAGAACCGAGAAUCCAGAGUAUUGGUGGUUCUCAUAUCCUGUGUCCGUAGCACCCCGGCGGUCGAUGAAGCGUGAGAUAUUCGAGGCCGAAUGUAACUUGACCGAAAUAACAGAGCAGGUUCUCGAGUUCCUUAUUCCCUUGGAGCAGGGAGUUUCACCAUCUCGAAAUACCGGACGUGCUGUACAGUUGUACUCUAAAAUCAUGGAGUGGAAGUUCUCCUUGCCUGAAGAGCUAAGGGCUGAGAAUGCAGUUCUGCCUGCUGCUAUACUACUACAUACAAGCGCGGAUCUUGUAGUAAUCAGCGUUCUUCAACCCUUCGACCAUAUUCCCAAAUCGGUCUUCGGCCCCUUCAUUCCACGCCUUACCUCCUACGCCCAUGCAACAAACGCCAUGUCAACGAUCUGGCACUUCCGCGCUCUAUACACGAUCCACAACGAACACUGGCUUAUCCAAGCAUGCUCCGCCUGCGCUUUCAAAGUCCUGUUCGCCAUUGAAGAGAGCCCUGUCCAACUCGAAACAUUCGUAAAAGCGUGUCGAGCCCUCAUGGAGCUCCGAGAAGCGUUCCCUGUGGCGGAGGAAGUCAUAUACUCUAUUGAAUCGGUAGUAAAGAACAAGAAGGUAAAUCUACCUUCGUAUGCGAGGGACUAUAUGCCUAACCGUGCUGGAGAUGGUGUUGGGGACCUGAAGGGUGUCAGGGUAAGGGAUCAUAGUGUUAUUGUUGAGAAUGCUAGUUCGGAUGGGAGUGAAGAUCGGUUGACUAUGACGGGUCUUCUUUCAACAUUGACUCCUAGUGAAACGGGACUGUAUUAG
Messenger RNA from Fusarium musae, 891 nucleotides. RefSeq lists its product as uncharacterized. The coding region runs from base 1 to 891 and encodes 296 amino acids. The record is from RefSeq and is a predicted model, not a curated record. The transcript has 2 exons. Lineage: Eukaryota; Fungi; Ascomycota; Sordariomycetes; Hypocreales; Nectriaceae.